AUGUUAGGCGCGCACCAACUUGCUUCGACCAAACCACGGCGACUGCGAGGAACUCGAGCAUGUCGGAGCUGUCGAGAUAAGAAGGUUCGCUGUUCCGGAACAUCGCCGUCGUGCACAAAUUGCAAACGACACGGGCGAGAAUGCACAUACCCCAGCCCUGCCCGCAGCGUCCGGGGGCCAUCUCCGCAGAGCACGUCCACCGAGGGGGAGGACUCUAUUCACGGUGCCGAGAUCGCCCAGCACAUACCCGCUUGUGUAGAGUCCUUCUUCGAGAAGGUUUACUCACUUCCAUCCCAUGCGUUUCUUCACCCGGAAACGACAAGGGAGAGGUGCCGGGCUGGCAAGAUUGACCCGGCCUUGGCGUAUGCCAUCUGCGCCCUGGCAACGCUACACUCGGCUUCGGACCUUCAAACCCGAGAGAGAGCCACUCCAUGGGUUCAAACGGCUGAACAGAGAAUAUGGCACCAUCUGGAGUGUCCCACAAUAGCACGUCUCCAGGCUCUUCUGCUCAUCAUCCAUUAUCAGAUGGAGACUGGACGGUUCCAAAGGGCUUUUAUGCUGACCGCUACGGCAGCGAGAUUUGCUGCCGCCAUGCGGUUAAAUCAUGAACGGCCUGAUCUAGACCUUGUUGCCCAGGAGGUGCGACGUCGUAUCAUGUGGUCCCUCAAGAUCACUGAAAGAUACUUUUCGGUUGGGCUGCCGGAGUUUGAGGCUUGCCCGAUUGAAACAAUUUACUUACAGUUCCCAUCAGCCGAGGAGGACUUCUGUCCAACGUUUGAGCCAGGAGAUGGCAGCUGCUACAGGCUAUAUGUCAGGCUUGAGAUUAUCCGGAGAGACAUCAUGAAGUUGACGAGGGGUGUUGCACUCUGUGACCAGCCUUUCAUGCCCCUGGCAAAACUCAUUGGGGACUUUGAGAGAGACUUGGCUGAAAUCGGAUCUCAGAUGCCUGAUGGUACAGAGUUCCCUCUGUCUCAACUUGAGGUCCACUUCAAUGACCGAUGGCUCAGACGACGACUCUUCAUGCAUGUCUCCUUCCACCAAGCACACUGCGAUCUUUACCGAAUCUUGCUUUCUGGCUACCCUGAAGCAGCGCCUCGGGUGGUCCUCGAUGCUAUCGAUGAAGGCUACAUAACGGGUGCAUACCGCAAUUGCCUCAAGCACUCCACAUCUAUCAUUCAGAUUUUGACCAACUUAAAUCAACACAGCCCCAGCCAUCUGCUUCUUGAGUUUGAUACCGCAAUAUGUGCAUAUCAUGCUACAAGGCUUGUGUUGUUCAUAUCUCGCUCUGGGAGGUCGCAAGAUUUGCCAUCUGCUGAAUUUGCUCAGAGUCGCGCAGCUUUGUGCUUGGCUGCGCUGAAGCGAUUCUUCCCGGCAUCCGCUUUGGUCAAGCCCAUAAUCAACGACAUGGAGCGCUUGACCCAAGGACAUGCGCCGCAGGAAACAGGGAUCGGUGGGCUUUCCUCGCCAGAGUUCCAAGAAGGGAGAAGGAACUUGGAGCAACAGCUCUCCACAGCCGCUAAAGCCAGACAGAGGCUCGCCAUACACAGUUUGUUGAGACAAGCCGACUUUACCGACGAAGAUGACGGGGAACAGUCGUCUUCAAUGUCAACAACCGGACUAUCCCCCGUCAUGACAAGACGGACGCCGUGA
Colletotrichum siamense is the source of this 1650-nucleotide messenger RNA. RefSeq lists its product as uncharacterized. Gene Ontology annotation, cellular component: nucleus. Gene Ontology annotation, biological process: DNA-templated transcription; regulation of DNA-templated transcription. Gene Ontology annotation, molecular function: DNA binding; zinc ion binding; DNA-binding transcription factor activity, RNA polymerase II-specific. The record is from RefSeq and is a predicted model, not a curated record. NCBI's taxonomy places the organism in Eukaryota, Fungi, Ascomycota, Sordariomycetes, Glomerellales, Glomerellaceae. The transcript has a single exon. The coding region runs from base 1 to 1650 and encodes 549 amino acids.